CGUACGUGGUGUUGUUGUUCAAUCGAUCUGCUAUUAUUGAUCGGAAUUUCGAUCCGUGUGCGAUAUAAACAUACAUCACUGUGUUGUUAAUAAGUUCGCGGAAGUAAUUCAAGUGAUUAUUUUUGUAUAUUCUUCUCGCGUCGUUCGCGUCGCGUCGGUCGGAAGUCGAAGCGUUGCGUCGCCAUCUUUACUGACGCUAUGUUGGCUUCGAAAGUUCGCGAAUUUACAGUCGCGUUUCGCGUCGUUUCGCGCUGAAAUAAUCAAUUACUAAUUGUUUCGUUUACAAUUUCGUAACAUAAAUAAAUGUCGAAAUAGUGUUGCGAAGUAUUUGGAAAGAGCACAACACCACGAAGAGUCACGAUCGACCGCGAUCCACUGUGUCCUUGCAAUUAGGUAUGUUUUCUUUGCGGUGUAUCGCCGAACGGAGCUCCAACGCGUACGCCGUGUUUAUUAUUCAAUCUAAUUUGUUCGUUUGAUCGAAAUUUUUAUUCACACGCGAUACGAAAUACGUCAUCGUGAUCUCGCGGAAAAGUGAUGUGAUUAAUUUUUUGUAAUACAUGUUCAUCGUUCGCGUCGCGUCAGUUUCUAUCGACACCAUUUUGUGUUUCGGGAGUGUUAGAAUGUUUACAUCUCGCGAGUGAAAUGUUUCUGACAUUAAAGUGAAAGACAACAUUGAAAUAUAAACUUUGUAUCGGAACUGUAGAAAUAACAUCGCGCAGUGUAGCUAUCAAGUCAAAAGAUGCAUUUACAACAAUACAUAUGUAUCAUAUACGAGGAACACAUCUUCAAACGUACAAGUAGAUCAUCAAAUGGGAAGUGGCGUGGAAAUGGAGUUGAGAACAGAGAUAAAGCAGCUCCUCGGAUCUCGGCGUUGCUCGAUUCCCUCGUCGCGCGCCAAUUUGCAGUGAACGAAAUCGCGUGAGAUUCGAACUUUUUUUUUAUCGCGAAGUCAGAGGUCAAGAUGCCGCUGAGUGAUGCCCUGAAAUUGACGUGUGAUUACUCGAUUAUGACCGUCCAUCGCGAGAUGAUCUCAGGUUUUUCGUUUGUUUUGGUAAAAUCACGCGCGUCGCGAGUGUCGAACGCGUGAGGUCGUGACGAAAAACAAAAUUGUGAAUGUGUUGAAUACCGCGAUGAAAGAGACAGUCGCUUUUCCGACGCCAAACUCGAGUGUCUUGGAUGGAGUGAGGUAAUUCGAUAAACGGAGGAGAGACGGUGUUCCAGGUUGAAAUACAAUGACGAUGCAACAACAACGCACCCGACUUGAAAUCGUAUAGAAGCGAUCAUCGUGCUGCUCUUUCGUGUUAUCGGCGACUGUGGUGCGGAUGCUGAGGUCACCACAGACGGAGUCUUCGAGCGUUGGUGCGAGCUGCCUGCAGGGGGUCAGAAUGGAAAUAGUGCCCGAGGUGGUGCAGCGUGGGCAGGGAGUGAUUCUGCGGUGCUAUUAUGACCUGGAAAACGCGCCACUCUAUUCUCUCAAGUGGUACAGAGGAAAGCACGAGUUCUACCGAUACUCGCCCGGCGACGACCCGCAGAUCAAAGUCUUCAACGUGAAAUUGAUUCACGUCGACAGAGCAAAGUCGAACACGAGCCAGGUAACGCUCUAUGAUGUAGACUUCUACCUCGCGGGAACGUUCAGCUGCGAAGUUACGGCGGACGCGCCGACCUUCUCUACACUUGCCGAUUCGAAGAAUCUCACCGUUGUGUCUCUGCCCAGCGGAAGGCCCGUUAUUGCAGCGGAACGCAAUCGCUACGUCGCGGGAGACACGCUGAGGGCAAAUUGCAGCCUGCCGUCGUCGAAGCCGCCGGCUCAUCUCACAUUCAUGUUAAACAACAUGCCGGUGGAACCCACCGCGAGAAAUCAGGAGACGAAGGAUGACGAGGGGACGCAAUGGAGCGAAAUCGGUCUCACCCUUCAGCCUUUCCAUUACGUAAACGGCUAUUUGAACCUACGUUGCAUCGCGCAGAUACCUGGUAUCUACUUGGCGAAUAGCGAGCUCCAGCUCGGUUCCAGUAUGCGUGAGCCUGUGCCCGAAAGAGUAACCUCGGAGGGCAACAGCGGAAGCGGCACGCUCAGGAUGACGUUUGUGACAAUACUCUGCCUGGGCACGCUCCAUCUGCUUCUGAGAUAGUCGCAUCACGCCUGAGACCACGAGAGGAGGACUCACGGGCGUCGCAUGAUAAAUAGCAUACUAGUCAUCAGGAGGAAGGUCUGGCGCAGGAGACGAUGGAAGGGGACGACUCUAAGGACCGCGUAUGGACAGCGCAGAAACAAAUAACAUUAUUAAAAUCGAAAUACGAAACUGCUCGAGUGUCUCUCAUUUUCUCUCGUCUCUGAGUGCGUUUGAGUUAUUCACGCGCGUGAAUUGUCUCUCGAAACAGGAUGGAGGGAUUGUGAAUUCUCCAACCAAUAACCGGCGGAUUUGUAAUCAAACAAAAGAAGGAGAAAAUCAAAAAGACGCGCGACGUGUCUCUUCGACACUUGAUACCGCGAGGUCGUCGUCGAUUGUUAUCGCGUUGUAUAUUUUAUUGAAUCUUUUUUUUUUUUUUUUUGUCUCGUGAGAGCUCGCGCUAUUUUUUUUUUUUUGUCGAGACGCGUUUGUGUCUCGAUUUGCGUGUCAUUGUUUGCGUUCGCGCCGGUAAUGCGAAGACAAAUGAGGGUGGACGGGGGAAGCGCGCGCGCGGUCAAGGGUUAACGAGUAUCUCGAACCAACGUCGGGCGAGAAGAGAAGAGGAAUAUCGUAAGCGCGCCGGGAAGUACCUGCAAGGGUCGUUUCGUAGCGGAUCGAGCGGCGUAAAAGAGGACAUAAAGCGGGAACCCCGGGUUCCAUUACUCUACCUUAGUAAAUCGGCACCGACGCUGAAGAUAGCACGCGCGCGCGUGCGCACGACCCAAUUCUGACCUGUUAUAUAUGUGAUACCGUAUUUUAUCAAAGAUCGCGCGCUCCUAACGCUGAAUAGACACUCGUAUUGUCAUCCCGCGGUUUGCGCGAAAAUGUCCGCCCGAAGAUAGAGCUCGCGGGGGUGGGACGAAAGCGGAUUAAAGUGAAUUUGCUCUCGCCGUGAGAGAGAUCAGGCGAGGUCUUUGAAAAAUGAGUUUCGGAUAAGCGCGCGAGGACGACUUCUUCCUUUAAAAAAAAAAAAACAAGCGCGUUAUACAGGAGCAUUAGCACACUGUGUUACGCAACAUCUCUCGGAUGAUGUCGACGAAAGCGUUUUUUCCGCCGUUCUUCUCCGCGAAUAAAAGGAGACGCCUGUAAUUGGCGAGAGAAAUAACAAUGAGUUCUCUUGUAUUUUUUUUUUUUUUUUUUUUUUAAUCUUGAUUGUUUUUCAUGACAAAACAGAUUUUGCUUCUUCGAUAAUAUCGUCUGAUUUAACGGAGAGCGCGUUUAAAGCGCGCGAGAACGGAAGCGAAAGUAAUUUGUCGCUCCGCGUUUUAGUGGCACGUUAAAUGUAAAAUCGAGAUAAUAAUAAUAAUAAAAAAAAAACUCAGAAAAUAAAAUUGUAACAACUUAUUAAAAUGUUUUUUUAUAUCCUCUAGCAUCGGGUACGCGUUUCUUGUUGUCGCGGAGCUUUUUCACAGAGUGACAAAGUGACUGUACAACAAAAUGCUGUUCGCAGGCAAUAUACAUAUGUAUGGCACGUUAAAGCCGAGGCAACAGUGAGACCGGCGGAAGAGCAAAAAGAGAGCGGCGCGAACCGCUUUUGCUUUCGUUUAUCGACGGAAAUUCCGCGAAACAUGCGAAUAAAGAUAUUAGUUUUUGUCAAAAAAAAGAAAAAAAAACAGAUUGUGUUGCAACAGCGAACGCCGCGCGCCACGGAAACGCAUCAAUAAAAAUGUAUUUACCCCGUUUACGGAAACGUACGAAUCCCUCUCUCUUUCUCUCUCUCUCACAGCUGAUAGUAAAAUUUAUAUUUCCCCGUUAUUCUUCCGUUUUGCAAUAUGCGCGCCGCGAAAUUAUACAAAUAUUAUAAUAUAUCGCGUAUACAAAUUGUAAAUCGAGCCUAUGUAUAUAUACAUUGCGGUUAUGAAUAUAUAUCACAAGACGCGAGAUGAGAAAAGACGGUAACGCGAAUAACAAGGCAAAAGAUUAUUCAUGAGAAACAUAGGAUGUAUGCUCUUCCGCUCUUUUUCCAUCCUUAUUUCCGUUCGGGGCAUUCGAUUUCUUCUCUAUUCUAUACGUUAUUACAUGUUAACGGCUGUUAGUAUAUACGCGGUUUGGUUCAAGCCAAACGCACGUCUCCCAAUAAAAAUCGCGAGUCCCAUCCCAAGGGAAGUCGGUCGACGACAGAUCGGACUUUUACGCGCGAGCGCGAAAACAUCGAUACGGCUUCUCUCGUCACUUGAAUGACGAAACGUUUUCUCAAACGUUUCUUCUUUCUUACGUUUUCAUCGUUCGCGCGGGGCUGCGCACACGGGGAACGCGAGCGGGAAGCGCGUUAUUGA
This is a messenger RNA of Pseudomyrmex gracilis, 4444 nucleotides long. Its product is annotated as platelet endothelial cell adhesion molecule-like. The record is from RefSeq and is a predicted model, not a curated record. Bases 1323 to 2129 code for a protein of 268 amino acids. The transcript is spliced from 9 exons. Lineage: Eukaryota; Metazoa; Arthropoda; Insecta; Hymenoptera; Formicidae.